AUGGUAGACUAUUUCCAUAAGCUCAGCGACUACUUGCCUCGACCCCCCGUCGGUGGUGGCAUUUUGCCGUACUGGCUUUUAUUCAUUUCCGUGGUUUCAGUGUUUAACUCGGCCCAGCUGUACCAGAAAGACUUGACGUUAACGAGAAAAGUGUAUGAGAAUGAGGCCGACCCCGCUCACGGCAAGCCUCAGGUGACCAAUUUGAGUGCGCGUACGUUUGGGACGUGGACGUUGAUCACAUCAAUCGUGCGUUUGUAUGGUGCCUAUCAUUUGGGGAACCCUCAAGUGUACCUGUUGGUGCAAUGGACGUAUGUGGUGGCCUUCUGGCACUUCUUUAGUGAGUGGUUAGUGUACGGCACUUGUAAGUUUGGUAAGGGCAUUGCUGGUCCCGCCAUCGUCGCCACCACCAGUCUUGUGUGGAUGUACUUGCAGAAACCGUACUACGUGGGGCAAUUAGUGUAA
Messenger RNA from Diutina rugosa, 462 nucleotides. It is a transcript of the gene ERG28, whose product is annotated as Erg28p. Gene Ontology annotation, cellular component: membrane; endoplasmic reticulum. Gene Ontology annotation, molecular function: protein-macromolecule adaptor activity. The record is from RefSeq and is a predicted model, not a curated record. Bases 1 to 462 code for a protein of 153 amino acids. The transcript has a single exon. Lineage: Eukaryota; Fungi; Ascomycota; Pichiomycetes; Serinales; Debaryomycetaceae.